Molecule: messenger RNA, 9465 nt
Organism: Phlebotomus papatasi
Lineage: Eukaryota; Metazoa; Arthropoda; Insecta; Diptera; Psychodidae
Gene: FASN1
Product: fatty acid synthase
Exons: 8
Coding region: 1686-8951 (2421 amino acids)
Biological process (GO): fatty acid biosynthetic process
Molecular function (GO): fatty acid synthase activity; 3-oxoacyl-[acyl-carrier-protein] synthase activity; oxidoreductase activity
Source: RefSeq, a predicted model, not a curated record
UGUUCUAGUGGUCGUUUUGAUCAGUCACAAUUCAUUAGAAAGGCUUCUUUUUAGUGAGCUUCUGCUGAAACAAAAGCUUAAUAAAGGAAAUUUUGCGUUCUAGCAAGAGAGAAGAUAUUGAAAACGGUUUUAUUGGUUGUCCACUAGUUUUAUUGAUUUAUCCCAAGUGUUGAAAGGAAAAGCAUUUUCCUUGGCGAAUGGUGUAUUAGUGAUAAAAAUUGUGAAUUUUGAAAAGAAAAGGUCCUUAAAAUAGGAGGAAAACUUGAAAACUAUUUUAUUGCUGAGGUAACUACGUUUUUUUUUCUAGCUAGACAGUACUCUGACCGUUUUUUCUUAGACUUCUAAUAUAAAUUUUCUAUAUAGUUCUUUUCAUUACUAAUAUUGGCAUUGGCUAACGUUAUUUAGAGACUCAGUGAAAAUUUUCAUACCAAGCCUUUUCUCAGCAUUAAAUUUGGUUAGCAACAAUUUGUGAUGCGAGAAAAAACCUAGGCAAUGUGAUUACUCCCCAUAAGGUUAUAAGCAUUAUGGACAGAGUGACAGAGAAAUUGAACCUUACAAUCAUUUAAUUAUUAUAUCAUCGUAACACAUUUUUAUGUUUCCGCAAAAAUUAUGUCCCUCACACUUGUACACUUGAACGUGAAAAAUACCAAUGAUGAAAAAUUUGCGAUAUUCCGUCAUUUUAGAUAUAUGGAGUGUGUGUUGAAUGUUGAAAAAAAAAGAAGAUAUAUAAUAUAUUAAAUACUCUAAGCAAAGUAGAUAGUACAUAUAGAUUACAUAUGGGUAACAUUUCUUUCUAGACCCGCGAAAUUCUCUGUGCCGAAUUUUUUUCUCUGUCCUUCUCAUGGUUCUUUUUGGACAAACAUAAUGUACUAUAAAUUCUAUAUAGCCGUGUAGACAAAAUGCUGUGUGAUGAGUAUAUACUGCCUCUUGUAGGCUCUCAAAGCUCUCUCGAUGUAUAUAUUAUACACACUCCAUACAUACAUCAUGAGAAAAGAGAAUAUGAAUGAUUUGAUGGGGAAAAGCUCAAAAAAGAAAGAAAAAAAAUCACUGAGUCUCAGUACACAUCACCAUCAAAAACGCAGCAAUCAUUGAGUUUUCAAGUUAGUCUUGUGUGACGCUUCGGUGGAAGUGGAAGGAUCCAGAAUUUUCUCUAAAAAGGGACCAAUAUUAACACUAUUCUGGAUUUUCUUUCAGUUUAUUGGUGAACUUUGUUAUUUUUUGCGUACCGCAGAUUACUUUAGUGCAAGAGAAUAAAUAAAAAAGUGUGGUGCAAAAAUUAUAAUUUAGCCUCUUCUGCCUAAAUCAAAAAAAAAGACGAAUACUGUUCAUAAUAGUAAAUUUGUGCAAACCGCAGCCAAAAAAAAAGAAACGGUGUUAAAUUCUUUACACGGAGAGAAUCACUGCAAAUUAGAAGAAUUUUUUUCACGACUUCAUCGACAGUCUUGAAGAACCAAUUCUUCAUUCGGCAACAAAAGAAAAGUUGAGGAAGUGAAAAUUUAACUAAAUAGGCUGAAUUAACUCAAAGGUUCUCUUCUUAAAUUGUGUGAAGAGGAUCUUCUAGUGAUACGUAAGGAACCUUUGGGCAGGACUAGCUCGAUUGUUGGUGUUCUAGAAAGGACACCAUUCCAUCUCGAAGGAAUCGACAACGAAGGAAGAAAACACGACGAAAUCAAAGUGCAAAGGAGAUGCCGGCCCGAUUCGAGGAUGUCUCUUCUGACACCAGACAUGGUGUCCCCAGGGAAAUGGGGAAUGGAAAUCACUUUGACAUACGAUCUUUUCAGGAUGAAAUUGUCAUAUCGGGAUUUUCAGGACGUCUUCCUGAGAGUUCCAACAUUGAGGAGUUUAGAAAUAAUCUCUUCAAUGGUAUCGAUAUGGUGAAUGAUGAUCCUCGUCGUUGGCCAAGUGGUCUCUAUGAUUUGCCCACACGCCUGGGAAAGAUUAAGCAGGAGGAUUUGGAGAAUUUCGAUCAGUCAUUCUUUGGUGUCCAUCAAAAGCAAGCAGAAGGAAUGGAUCCUGUUCUGAGGAUGCUUCUUGAAGCUACUCAUGAAGCAAUUAUGGAUUCAGGAUUCAAUCCUCAAGAUCUACGUGGUUCCCGCACGGGUGUAUACAUCGGAGUGUCGGCAUCAGAGACUGAGCAAUACUGGUGCAGUGAUCCGGAUUUGGUGAAUGGAUACGGAUUGACAGGAUGUGCUAGGGCUAUGUUUGCAAAUCGCAUCAGUUUCACAUUUGAUCUGCGUGGACCAAGUUAUGCCGUCGAUACAGCCUGCUCCAGUUCACUCUAUGCCAUGGCUCAGGCCUUUGAGGACAUCCGUGCUGGACGCUGCGAUGCUGCUGUUGUGGCUGGAGCUGGUAUCAUUCUCAAGCCAACAAUGUCACUGCAAUUCAAGAGGCUGAAUAUGCUGAGUGCCGAUGGUGCUUGCAAGGCUUUUGAUGAAUCUGGCGCUGGAUAUGUGCGAUCAGAUGGAUGUGUUGUGACAUUUCUGCAGAAGUCAAAGGAUGCCCGUCGGGUUUAUUCGACAAUCUUGAACAUUCGAACAAAUACGGAUGGUGCCAAGGAACAGGGUAUUACAUUUCCCAGUGGUGAGAUGCAAAAGAGACUGAUCCGGGAGACUUUUGAUGACAUCAAUCUCAAUCCUCAUGAUGUUGUUUACGUUGAGGCUCAUGGAACAGGAACCAAAGUUGGUGAUCCACAGGAAGUCAAUGCAAUUUGUGAUUUCUUCUGCAAGGAUCGCAAGACACCGCUGUUGAUUGGUUCAGUGAAGUCCAACAUGGGACAUUCGGAACCAGCUUCGGGGGUCUGUUCCAUUGCCAAGAUGCUGAUUGCCAUGGAGGAGGGUGUUAUUCCGGGAAAUUUGCACUACAAAAGUCCAAAUCCUGAACUCUAUGGCAUCAUUGAUGGACGUUUGAAGGUUGUUGAUAAGAAUACACCCUGGAAUGGUGGAAUCAUUGCUCUCAAUUCAUUUGGAUUCGGCGGAGCCAAUGCCCAUGUCAUCAUGAAGUCUAAUCCAAAACCAAAGACUAUCAGUCCAUUGGACGGUUUUCCCCGAUUGGCCGUGGUAUCAGGACGAACUAUUGAUGCUGUACAGACUCUGUUGGAGGACAUUGAGGCUCAUGCAGAUGAUGAGGAAUACAUCUCCCUGGUCAAUGAGAUUCACACCAAAAAUAUUCCACUGCACAACUAUCGCGGUUACACGGUGAUGGACAAGGGUGAACCAAUGCGUGAAGUAAUUGAAUUGGCUGAAACAAAGCGUCCCAUUUGGUUUGUGUACUCCGGCAUGGGAUCCCAAUGGGCUCAUAUGGCCAAGGAAUUGAUGCAAAUUGAUGUGUUCAGCAAGAGUAUUCAUCGAUGUGCUGAAGCUCUCCGUCCAGAAGGCAUUGAUUUACUAGAUGUUGUUACCAAAUUGGAUGAAUCUCGUUUUGACAUCUUGACCUCCUUCAUCUCAAUUGCCACUCUCCAAGUGGCCCUUACGGAUGUCCUGACACAUUUGGGCAUUGUACCUGAUGGUAUUGUUGGACACUCUGUUGGAGAAUUGGGAUGUGCCUAUGCUGAUGGAUGUUUCACGCCAGAACAAACAGUUCUGGCAUCUUAUUGGCGAGGAAAGAGUAUUCAGGAUACCAAUUUGACACCGGGAACAAUGGCAGCAGUUGGACUCUCAUGGGAGGAAUGCAUGAAGAGAUUGCCCAAGGACAUCAUUCCCGCUUGUCACAACAGCACAGACAGUGUCACGAUCUCUGGACCAACAGAUUCCGUUAAUAAAUUCGUGGAUAUUCUGAAUAAGGAGGGUGUAUUUGCCAAGGCAGUUAAUUCCUCUGGAAUUGCCUUCCACAGCAAGUACAUUGCUGAUGCUGGUCCAAAGCUCAAGAAGUCCCUUGAUAAAAUUAUUCCAAAUCCCAAAAAUCGCACAGACAGAUGGGUGAGUUCGAGUAUUCCUGAAAGUGCAUGGAAUACACCAUUGGCUAAGCAGAGUUCAGCUGCUUAUCAUGUGAAUAAUCUCCUGUCACCUGUAUUGUUCCAUGAAGCUCUGCAGCAUGUGCCCAAAAAUGCCAUUUGCAUUGAAGUGGCACCACAUGGACUGCUUCAGGCCAUUCUGAAGCGAUCCCUGGGGAAGAAUGUAACCAAUUUGAGUCUUGUGAAGCGCAAUCAUGAAAAUAAUGUGCAGUUCUUGUUGAGCAAUGUUGGAAAGUUGUAUGGCGCUGGUGCACAACCGGCUGUCAAUAGGCUUUUCCGUCCAGUGUCAUUCCCUGUUGGUCGUGGUACCCCUAUGCUCAAUUCGAAAAUCGAAUGGGAUCACUCACAGCGCUGGAUGGUGCCGAAUUUCAGCUCAGACAGCCAAUCGGGUGAGACCAUUGUGGAUUUCAAUUUGAGCAAUGAGGAGGAUGCCUUCUUGAUGGGACACACUAUCGAUGGGCGUGUGUUGUUCCCAGCCACGGGAUAUAUGACUCUUGCUUGGCGUCAAUUUGCAAAGACUCAGGGAAAUAACUAUGAUCGUUUGCCGGUUGUAAUGGAAAAUGUUGUUUUCCAUCGGGCGACGAUUCUGCCAGCUGAGGGGUCUGUGAAAUUUGGUAUUAACUUUUUUGAUGGUUCGGGGAAGUUUGAAAUUUGUGAAGGUGGUUCUUUGGCUGUUUCGGGAACAAUUCGUGUACCUGAGAAUAUUGAUAUGGAAGAAUUGCCACUUGAUCCACUGCCAGCGUCAAAGAAUGGCCUGGCUUUGGAUACAAAUGAUGUGUACAAGGAAUUGCGUCUUCGGGGAUAUGACUACAAUGGACCAUUCCGAGGUGUCGUUCAGACAGAUUCCAAUGCUGAUACCGGUGAAUUGGAGUGGGCUGAGAAGAAUUGGGUGAGUUUUAUGGAUACAAUGUUGCAGUUUAGUAUCAUGGGGAAGGAUUUGCGUGAAUUGUACCUUCCCACGAGGAUUGAGAAGGUUAUUAUUAAUCCGGAGAAGCAUUUGGAGAUGGCUGAAGAAUUUAGCACGGGAGAACGUGAGAGAUCUGUGUUCCCGGUGUACAUGUACAAGGAUAUCAAUGUCAUCAAGAGUGGUGGAGUUGAAAUGCGCGGUUUGAGAGCUUCACUGGCACCUAGGCGUCAGGGAUCACAGGCACCAACAAAGUUGGAGAGAUACAUCUUUGUUCCGAAUUGCAACAGCCAUGAUCUGUCUGAACAGUCUGACAUGGCUAGGGAACAUGCAAUCGCAGCAGCUGUCCAUUUGACCAUUGAAAAUUGCAAAGGAGCACUGAAAAUCAAGACAGCCGAAUUGCUCCUGGACAAGGCACCGGAGAAUCUCCUAAGUCCAAUUGUACAGCGUACCAUUGAGAAUGAACCGACUCUGGCUAGUGAUGUUGCUGUUAUUGCAACACAGAGUACACCACAGUUGCAGCAAGUCGUUAAGGAUGCAGAAAUUCGUGUUGUGGCUAAAGAUGCAACAGCUGGAGCAGUUGAAUCAAAUUGUCAUCUCUGCAUUGCUACGGAUAUUCUUCAGCGACCAAAUGCUGAGGUACUGCUGAAGAAUCUCAGGGAAUCUCUCAAGGAAGAUGGUUUUGUCCUACUUGAGGAUUCUGCCGUAGAGAGGAGCAAUCGUGACAACAAAAUCUUCAGUAAACUUGGUUUUGUUGUAGUUUCUGCUCAAGUCUGCGGUAAGAGAGAAUAUCUCUUGCUACGGCCGACAUAUGAUGUAAAAUCACGUACAAUCCAGGUGAUUAAUGUGACAGAGAAGAAUUUCGAUUGGUUGGAGAAUCUCAAGUUGGCCGUUUUGACGGCAGAGAGUGAGAAUAAAUUGGUGUACAUUGUGUGUCAGGGAGAGGAAUUAUUUGGUGCUGUUGGCUUCAUAAAUUGCGUUAAGAAUGAAGCUGGUGGAAAAUUUGCCAGAAUGUUCUUCAUUCAGGACACCAAUGCACCAGCUUUCUCUCCCAGUCAUCCACUGUAUGCCGAUCAGAUGAAGAAAGACCUCAUUACGAAUGUACUUAAGAACGGUACUUGGGGUACUUUCCGUCAUCUGAAGCUGGAAUGUCAGCAGAAUGUGGCAACACUUCAAGUGGAACAUGCCUAUGUCAAUGCACUGACGAAGGGUGAUUUAUCGAGUUUGAAGUGGAUCGAGGGUCCACUAUGUCGUGAUCGUCCAGAUCCAAAAGAUCCCCGUGUUGAACUCUGCACAGUCUACUAUGCUCCUGUCAAUUUCCGUGAUGUUAUGCUGAGUUCCGGAAAAUUGGCCGCAGAUGCUCUUCCCGGUGAUCUAGCCCAACAAGAUUGUAUUUUGGGAUUGGAAUUUUCCGGACGUGAUACCAAGGGUAAUCGGAUUAUGGCAAUGGUUUCGGCCAAAUCUCUCGCUACAACUUGUGUAGUACAGAGAAAUAUGCUUUGGCAUGUACCAGAUACAUGGACUCUCGAGCAAGCAUCAACAAUCCCAUGUGUCUAUUCAACGGUGUACUAUGCACUAGUGAUGCGUGGGAAGAUGAAGAAGGGUGAAACAAUUCUAAUUCAUGCUGGAUCAGGUGGUGUUGGUCAAGCGGCAAUUUCAGUGGCUCUCAAUGCAGGCCUGACUGUCUUUACCACCGUUGGAAGCAAGGAGAAGAGGGAAUUCCUCAAGAAAACCUUCCCACAAUUGACUGAUCGACACAUUGGUAAUUCGCGUGAUUGUUCAUUUGAACAAUUGAUAAUGCGUGAGACAAGAGGUAAAGGUGUCGAUUUGGUACUGAAUUCACUGGCUGAGGAGAAACUCCAGGCAUCUGUGCGGUGUUUAGGGCUCAAUGGUCGAUUCUUGGAAAUUGGCAAAUUCGACUUGAACAACAACAGUCCACUGGGAAUGUCAGUAUUCCUCAAGAAUACCAGUUUCCACGGUAUCCUACUGGACAGUGUCAUGGAGGGUGAUGAUGAAACUAUUGCCACAGUAGUACAAUUGGUAAAUGACGGAAUCAAGAAUGGAGCUGUACGACCUUUACCAACGAGUGUCUUCACUGAUCAACAAGUGGAGCAAGCUUUCAGAUUUAUGGCAUCAGGCAAGCAUAUCGGCAAAGUCGUAGUCAAGGUACGAGAUGAAGAAAAACAAAAGGUCCUCAUCCCACCGGCAAAGCUAAUCUCUGCCAUUCCAAGAACGUACAUGCACAAAGAAAAAACCUACGUAAUUGUAGGAGGCCUCGGAGGUUUCGGUCUUGAACUGACUCACUGGCUGAUUUCACGUGGAGCUAAAAAUGUCGUAGCCACUUCGCGAAGUGGCAUCAAGACUGGCUAUCAAUCCCUAAUGGUACGACGCUGGAAGGACAAAGGUGUGAAUGUGGUGGUAGACAAAAAUGACGUGACAACCCUCAAGGGAGCUCAACAAUUACUAAAAGAAGCCAAUAAACUCGGUCCAGUUGGUGGAAUUUUCAAUCUAGCCGCUGUACUUCGUGAUGGACUCUUUGAGAAUCAACAACAAGUAGAUUUCCGCACAGUGUGUCUUCCUAAAGUCGACGGCACCAAAUUCCUCGACGCCGCCUCACGGGAACUCUGUCCAGACCUCGACUACUUCAUCUGCUUCUCCAGUGUAUCAUGCGGUAGAGGUAAUAUCGGCCAAGUGAAUUACGGUUUGGCCAAUUCGGCUAUGGAGAGAAUUUGUGAGGCUCGACAGGUUGCUGGAUAUCCAGGAACAGCCAUUCAAUGGGGAGCUAUUGGUGACACAGGUCUUGUACUUGAGCAUUUGGGUGACAAUGAGACAAUUGUCGGUGGAACACUACCACAGAGAAUGGUAUCUUGCCUGCAAACAAUGGAUAUUUUCCUACAACAGCCCCAUCCUGUCCUAGCGUCAAUGGUUGUGGCAGAGAAGAGAAAGGCCGACAAUACGGGUAGAAUGAGUCUGGUUACUUGCAUUGCUAAUAUCCUUGGUCUCAAAGAUCUCAAGAAUAUUUCCAAUUCGUCGACACUCGCUGAUCUUGGUAUGGAUUCACUCAUGGGAGCGGAAAUUAAGCAAACUCUAGAGAGGAAUUACGAUUUGGUGUUGAAUGCACAAGAAAUCAGACAACUCACUUUUGGAAAGCUGAAGGCAUUUGAAAGUGGAGCAACGACACCAUCUCCAGUGUUGGGUAGUUCACUGUCCAACAGAGAUGACCUUGAAGAUGAGAAUGACAUGGCUGUGCAGGUUGAAUUCUCCCAAGAGUUGAUGCCAACUGAAGUUCUGGUGCACUUGCCAUCAAAUGCCGCGGGAAAUAGCAAACAGAGACCAUUGUUUGUGAUACAUGCUAUUGAGGGUGUUGUGGCUGCAUUGAAACCACUUGCAGCUGAAUUGAAUUGUCCAGUGUGGGGUCUUCAGUGUACGGCCGAUGUGCCCUUGGACUCCCUCGUGGACAUGGCUAAGUUCUACAUUAAGCAAAUGAAGACGGUACAGGGCAAGGGACCGUAUGUCCUUGCAGGAUAUUCCUACGGGGCUGCAGUGGCAUAUGAGAUGGCAUCACAGUUGGAGAAUGAACUGAAGGAUAAGUGUACAGUGAUUAUGUUGGAUGGAUCACCGCGAUAUGUGAGUUCGCACACGCAAUCGCAGAAGCAACGAUCGGCAAUUGCUGGAUCACAGGCACACGAUGAAGCUUAUUCUCUAGCCUACUUUGCCAUGGUGGCUGGGCAGCUGGACUAUUCAGCUGUUGGGAAGGAGCUGGAAAUUCUGCCCACGUACGAAGACAGACUGAGAAGGUGCACAGAAUUGGUUCACGAAGUCACCAAACACAAUCACGAACUGAUAUCCACUACAGCUAGUACGUUCUACAAGAAGCUUCUAGCUGGAGACACAUACCAUCCAACCGGAAAGCUCAAGUCCGAAGUCACCCUCAUCAAAUGCACAUCUAGCGUUACCAAAUUUUCUGAAGAUUACGACUUGAGUGAGAUUUGCGAAAAGGAAGUAAAAAUUCAUGCAGUUGACGGUAAUCAUCGCACAUUCCUCACCGGAGAAUCUGUACGUAAGGUAGCAGAAAUUGUACAGAAACUAGUUAAUUAAAUAUGGUAGCUUUCUUAUAAUCACUAUUACAUUUUGCGUGGUAAAGAACUAUUUCAUUAUUCUAAAAGAGAAUCACAUUUCUUGUACAACAUUCCAUCAUAAUGUUGUUAGUUUCUCGUGAGAUGAACUAACAGCGUCAAUUUAAAUUAAUAAAUACUUAUAAAAAAAUAUAGUUGAAUGUCAUUGGAGUUUAUUUUGUUUUACGAUGUAUAAUAAUAAUAAUAAAAAAAAAAACAGAGUAGAAAAUGUGGAAUACGCAUUGAAUAAUUUGUAGUGUAAGGGGAUUGAUAAUGUAGGGAAAGAUUGAAGUAAACACACAAAAAGAAACAUAGUAAAGAAAAUAAAUAGAAAAGAAUUAUGGAAUACUCGUUAGAAUUUUGCAUAUUGAAAUCCAAUGUAUUGUCACGUCACAUUAGCUUCAUUUUAAAUGUCUUGGGAAUUAUCACACAUAACAUAUAUUUUUGUAAUGAAUUGCACCUUUAAAAAUAAAAUAAAAUGACAAAUUGAGAAAAAA